Messenger RNA from Erigeron canadensis, 1663 nucleotides. RefSeq names its product piriformospora indica-insensitive protein 2-like. The coding region runs from base 189 to 1601 and encodes 470 amino acids. Lineage: Eukaryota; Viridiplantae; Streptophyta; Magnoliopsida; Asterales; Asteraceae. Gene Ontology annotation, molecular function: protein binding. The transcript has 2 exons. The record is from RefSeq and is a predicted model, not a curated record.
UCUUUUUGAACUUAUAUUCACCAAGACUCGUGUUUAAUUUGCAAAAAGUAGAUAACUUUAUGUAUUGGUUUACUUAUUUGAGCAAAAAGAUUACCUCUUUAAGCUUUUGGAUUGUCUGAAUUGCUUUUGGUUACUGAUUCCCCUGUUUUUGGAGUUGUUUGGAAUUGUGUGUAAGAGAGAAACUAGUGAUGGGUUUUGUUUGGAAAAAUGGUAUUGUUAUGAUAGUAAUGGUGGGAAUGAUUGGAGUGUGUAUAAAUGGAGAAAAUGAUGAAUAUGAAGGUGUUGUAGCUCCAAUGGUGAAAACAGAACAAGAAGCUCUUUAUUCUGCUAUACAAGGUUUUGUGGGUACAUGGUGGAAUGGCACAUAUCUUUAUCCUGAUCCUUGUGGUUGGACUCCUAUUCAGGGUGUGUCUUGUGAUCUCUUUGAUGGAUUCUGGUAUGUGACAGACUUAAAUGUUGGUUCCAUUCAUGAUAACUCCCUUUCUUGUGCCCCAAAUGCUGAAUUUAGCCCUUAUUUGUUUCAACUCAAACACCUAAGAUCACUUGCAUUUUUUAACUGCUUUGUCUCAUCACCAAAUGCCUUCCAUUCACAAAAUUGGGCUGUAUUUUCGGAUAGUCUAGAAUCUCUAGAAUUCAGAUCAAAUCCUGGGUUGACUGGAAACAUUCCAGCUUCUUUUGGGCAACUCAAAAAGCUACAAUCUUUGGUGCUAAUCGAAAACGGGUUAUCAGGUGAUUUACCAGACAAUAUUGGUAACUUGACUCGUUUGAAACGAUUAGUCUUAUCUGAGAAUCGGUUUACAGGCAAAAUAGGAGAUACUUAUGGAUCUUUGGGUGAGUUAUUGAUCAUGGAUUUGAGUAGAAACUUAUUAUCUGGAAAGUUACCUUCGAGUUUUGGAGGGUUGGUUUCACUAUUGAAGCUUGACUUGAGUCAAAACAAAUUAGAAGGUCAAAUUCCAAGUGAGAUUAGCAAUUUGAAGAACCUAACACUCCUUGACCUUAGUAACAAUAAGUUUUCGGGUGGGUUGACCAAGUCAAUUCAAGAAAUGAGUUCAAUAGAAGAGCUGGUUUUGUCAAGAAACCCAAUAGGAGGUGAUCUUAUGAACAUUGGGUGGCAAAAUCUACAAGGUCUCAUGGUGUUGGAUCUUUCGAGUACAGGUUUGACCGGUGAAGUACCAGAGUCCGUUUCUCAAAUGAAAAGGCUAAGAUUUUUGGGUCUUAGUGACAAUAAUCUUUCUGGUUAUCUUACACCUAAGUUGGCAGAAUUACCAAAUAUAACUUCAUUAUAUGUACAUGGAAACAAUCUCAUGGGAGAGCUUAAGUUCACAAAGGAGUUUUAUGGCAAAAUGGGUAGACGAUUUGGGGCUUGGAAUAACACAAACUUGUGUUUCCCGGUUGACUUGAUGCCUACAAGGUUUGGCCCGUUUGGUGUAAAGGCUUGUCAAGAAAACGAAGUCACAUUAGGUGAAGUUAGUCUUAGCGAUUUUGGUUCUAAGUCGAGUAGUGGGAAUCCUGAUUCUCAUUACCCGACUUCCUUUAGUUCCUCAAGAUAUAAGCCUAAUCCGGUUUGGUACAUGUUUAUGUUAGUUAUCAUCUUCGUGUAAUGGUUACACAAAGGAAACGUUAAUCUUGUAAUGUAAUAUAAGUCCUCUUUUUCACCAUCAAA